UUCCUUUUUCUUGUUGGUUGCUAGGGCCGGAUUCCCAGGACAAUACAGUUUUCGUGCAUUAACAUUAAGCAUUGAGUAUUAAAGCAUUGGCGGACCAGCCGUAGACGGAAGCUUGGAGUAAAAGAAGGACGAGAGAAUUGAUUCGUACACAACUUUAGCGUCACGAGAGCGCAAUCAUCAUAUCACCGCCUCCUUCAAACAUAGACAACCUCGCACAAUUCUGAGACUUUCCAUGACCAUGCAGCUCAACAUUUUUCGGUAAAGCGCCUUAAUUCCAGCUCCAUCUGGCCGGCACACACACUCUGCCCAGAGGUAUCUCACGACCAAAUACUCCGGUUUCUCCCGUCUUGAUCUUUUCCUUAGGCAGAGCUAGUACAUCCGCGCCGUUCUACUUAUACUGCGACUUACAAAAUGGCGUCCGGCUCAUCGAAUCAUCGUACAAUGGAGUCUCGGACUGGUAGAACAAAACAACGUUACAACUCGAAGGGUGAACGACUGGUAGCGGGAGUGGUUCCUCUCUCGGAGGAUCGGUUGUACGUUUUGCUCAUUCAAUCGACUCGGAGAAAAGGCUGGGUUCUUCCAAAAGGUGGAUGGGAAUCCGAUGAAGAAUGCACAGAAGCCGCUGAACGCGAAGCCUGGGAAGAAGCCGGUAUAAUAAUCCGUAUCGACUAUGAUCUCGGCGAAGUCAUUGACUCACGGCCGCCUAAAAAGCUGUCCAAGGAUGCUCCUAAAGCGCUAUACCGCUUCUACGAGGCCACCGUCCUAACAGAGGAAAGUAAUUGGCCGGAGAAGCACAAAAGAGAACGCCAGUGGUUUACAUACACACAGGCGAAGGAGGCUCUUUCGGAUCGACCGGAGCUGCUACAAGCUCUCGAAUUAUCUACUAUGCACAGAACAUAAGAAUCCCCGUGUAACCGGGAAGAACCCUUUUUUAAUGCCCUUUUCGUGGUGCGGUUUGGCACGCAUCUUUCUAUUGUCCAUAGGGAUCCAUCUGACCACAUUCCAAUCUGGAAAAAUUGCAUAGACCAAGGUUCUGGAGUUCUCGGUAUCUCUCGAGAUAUUUCUUCCCAUCGUGCGGCAUUAUAAUAUUCAUCUCCUUGGGCCUUUUAUUUCUGAAAUGGACGGGGAGAAGUGGUCGUUGAGAUGCUAAGCUUUGGUGUUGCUGACAUCUCAAUCAAACCCCGUCUCUCCCACCGUUGUUUACUAAUGAAAAGAAGA
Messenger RNA from Daldinia caldariorum, 1218 nucleotides. RefSeq names its product NUDIX hydrolase domain-like protein. Gene Ontology annotation, biological process: diphosphoinositol polyphosphate metabolic process; diadenosine pentaphosphate catabolic process; diadenosine hexaphosphate catabolic process. Gene Ontology annotation, molecular function: diphosphoinositol-polyphosphate diphosphatase activity; bis(5'-adenosyl)-hexaphosphatase activity; endopolyphosphatase activity. The transcript is spliced from 2 exons. The record is from RefSeq and is a predicted model, not a curated record. Gene Ontology annotation, cellular component: nucleus; cytoplasm. Lineage: Eukaryota; Fungi; Ascomycota; Sordariomycetes; Xylariales; Hypoxylaceae. Bases 412 to 900 code for a protein of 162 amino acids.